AUGACUGUGGGCAAUGGUUCGACCUCGGAAAGUGCAACCGCUCUGAUGUCUUCCUUAGCCCACGAUUCAGGCUAUGGAGGCAGUAUCGCGGGUGAGAGUGCCGUAGUUGGUGAUUCGAGCUCGGCUUGGCGUGCCGGUUUGUUGGAGGACCGACCAACUCCGGUGCAUACUCCCACGCGUCCUGGCGAGUAUAAUCCGGCUGCCGAACACGAGAAACAAGUCGUCGCAAAUCAUGUCCACCAGCUUCUCUACAACUCAAACCGCACCAAACUUGCUCGUUCAAUCUCCCGGACUAUCGAAACGUUGAAGGAGCUCCAGGAUAUGAACCGCCAGUGGCCCGCUCAUUACCCCUCGGUGCAAAAUGCGCAAAGUGCUCCUUCAUCACCUAACACACGCCCACAAAUGCACCAUGCACAGUCGGACUUUAGAACAGUUGACUCAAGGCCGACUACUCCCCCUCGGCCAGAGUUGAAACGCGCUUCGACUACAAUCAACGGAGACUUUGGUGAAUCAAGUGCCGCUGCUGAGCGUCGUAUGCCUCCGGAGCCUCGGUUGAUGACUCCGCAAAUUGCACAAGAAUUCUCGAUCUUGAAGCUUGAUCUAAAGCUUGGCGCUUUGUCUCAGGCUGAACUGGUGCAUUCGUUGGAAAAGGCUUCGAUCGCCUCCUUGUUAGAUGGGAGGAUCAGCCAGAGCGUCAAACAUCUCCUUUCUUUGCGAGACCGUAUUGAGGAUACAUCAAGCAAAGUCUUGAUCACAGGUGAUUUGAAUGCCGGAAAGUCAACAUUUUGCAACGCUUUGCUCCGACGAAAGGUCUUGCCCGAGGACCAACAGCCCUGCACUAGCAUCUUCUGUGAGGUGCUUGAUGCUCGUGAGAAUGGUGGAAUCGAGGAGGUACAUGCAGUUCACAAAGACGCCCACUAUAACCGCAAUGACGAGAGCACCUAUGACGUGUACGCCAUGAGUGAACUUGAGAACAUUGUGGUCGACAACUCCAAGUACAUGCAGUGCAAGGUCUAUGUGAAGGACGUUCGGUCGAUUGAUGAGUCUUUGCUCAACAACGGUGUUGUUGAUAUCGCUUUGAUUGAUGCUCCGGGCUUGAACUCGGACUCUCUGAAGACUACAGCCGUCUUUGCUCGCCAAGAGGAAAUCGAUGUCGUUGUCUUUGUUGUGUCUGCCGCCAACCACUUCACCCUGUCGGCAAAGGAGUUCAUUCUCAAUGCCGCUCAUGAAAAGGCCUAUAUCUUCAUGGUGGUGAACGGCUUCGAUCAGAUUCGCGAUAAGCAACGCUGCGAGCGCAUGAUUCUUGACCAAGUGGGCAAACUCAGCCCACGCACAUACAAGGAGUCUGCUGAGCUUGUACACUUUGUUUCAAGCAAUGCUAUUCCCGUUGCUCCACCCGGAGCUAUCUCACAAUCUGGCUCCGGUGGGGGUGAUGGCGGUUCAGAUCCCCAUGAUGAUGAUGAUGAUGACGACACUGGCAAGGGCAAAGGCAAGGAAAAGGAAAAGGAAAAGAUCCAAGAUUUCGAAAAUUUGGAAGGAGCUUUGCGACGCUUCGUGCUUGAGAAACGAUCUCGCUCGAAGCUUGCUCCGGCUCGGACUUAUCUCCUGAAUCUUCUUGCUGACCUCAACUCGCUUGCUACGGUCAACCGUGAUGUUGCGCAAUCCGAACUUACACGAGUCACGGAUGAACUGGCAGAGCUUGAGCCUGCGUACGAGAAUGGCAAGAAGAAGAAGGGCGAGCUGAUAGAAGGUGUGGACAGAGCUAUCGACGAAUCAUGCGACGAUACAUACAAUCACACUCGUACUACCCUGACCAACACCAUUGCUCGGGUCUCUGAACAAGACCUAGGUGUUGAGUACCCCGGUCUUUUCUCAGCAUUCCAAUAUGCUGAGGAUUUGAAGCUGGCAAUGCUGGAUCAGAUCUCUGCUGCCGUUUCAGGCUGCGAGGAUUAUGCCAGAGAUAAGACUGUCCAGGGGGUUGGUUUCAUUCAAAACCUUGGUCUACUGCAUGUUGGCGAGGAUAAAUUCAGUGUGCUCAAUUUCCGUGCAGACUUGAUGUUCCGCAAGGGUCGUCGCCACACCUUUGGCCGACAAGUUGAUACUGAAGUUGAGUUCUUGGACUUUUUUGAUGUAGCUGGUCUAUGGGAACGCCAGGAGAAGAUGGCAGGAACAGGUGUUGCAAUGACUGCACUUACUGUGGUGGGCGGCAGAGUCUUUGGUGGAUUCAGCUGGGUGGACAGUGCCCUCAGCGCAGUCAAGUUCCUCGGACCGAACAAUGUUCGCCGGCUGUUCAUCCCCAGUGUCAUUGCUGCUGCCGCUUUGACCGCAGCUUAUAUGCUGUCCUCUAUCCCGUCAACUUUGCCUCCCCGUAUCUCUCGGAAGAUUGCAGCGGCUCUUGAGGAAAUGGAUUAUGUCCAUUCAAAUGCAACCCGCAUCUCAUCUGAGGUGCGACGUAUCCUUCGUCUGCCCGCCAAGAAUUUACAAACUAGCUUGGCUCAGGACAUUGAGGACCUUGCCCGCCGCAAGCAGGAGGUCAGCAAAGUCAAGCAGGAGAGUGAAGUUGCUACCAAGUACUUCUCGAACUUGUUCCGUGACAGCAGUGAGAACCGUCGCUCCGUCGAGGCUCUCGACCUCGAUGGUCCACUCCCUGGUGCCAUGGGUGCUUUCGACCCAUGA
This is a messenger RNA of Penicillium pulvis, 2676 nucleotides long. Its product is annotated as mitofusin. Gene Ontology annotation, biological process: mitochondrial fusion. Gene Ontology annotation, cellular component: mitochondrial outer membrane. The record is from RefSeq and is a predicted model, not a curated record. Lineage: Eukaryota; Fungi; Ascomycota; Eurotiomycetes; Eurotiales; Aspergillaceae. Gene Ontology annotation, molecular function: GTP binding; GTPase activity. The coding region runs from base 1 to 2676 and encodes 891 amino acids. The transcript has 3 exons.